AUGGAAAACAUUUCAGGAACAGGGACCCUGAAUAGGUCUUGCUACGGUUCGGAGGAUCUGUGUGAGUUUUACAAAGGCGCCGACACUAACUUCACACUCGAACAGUAUCCAGAUUUUUACAUUGUGCUGCCCGUGAUUUAUUCGGUGAUCUGUGCCGCUGGGCUCACAGGCAACACGGCCGUGAUUUAUGUGAUUUUAAAAGCUCCUAACAUGAAGACAGUGACCAAUAUGUUCAUCUUAAAUCUGGCCAUUGCGGACGACCUUUUCACCCUAGUCCUGCCUAUCAAUAUUGCGGAUCAUCUACUAUACUACUGGCCCUUUGGGGAGAUCAUGUGCAAGCUCAUCCUUUCCAUUGACCACUACAAUAUUUUCUCCAGCAUUUAUUUCCUGACAGUCAUGAGUAUAGACCGCUACCUGGUGGUCCUCGCCACAGUCCGCUCUAAAAAGCUGCCGCACCGCACUUACAGGGCUGCCAAAAUCGUCAGCCUCUGUGUCUGGGUCCUCGUUUCCCUUAUCGUUUUGCCCUUCACAAUCUUUGCCGAAGUCUACACCGAUCCCAUGAACAGGAAAAGCUGCGCCCUGGUGUUCCCCAAGCCGGAACGCGCCUGGCUGAAAGUCAGCCGCAUCUAUACCCUCAUCCUCGGCUUUGCAAUCCCAGUCACUACAAUCUGUGUCCUCUACACUCUGAUGUUGUACAGGCUCCGGAGCAUGCAUUUGAAUUCGAACGCCAAAGCUCUGGACAAGGCCAAGAAGAAGGUGACGUUGAUGGUCUUCAUUGUGCUGACCGUGUGUCUCUUCUGCUGGACGCCCUUCCAUCUCACCACCAUUGUCUCUUUGACCACGGAUGUGCAAGAGACGCCGCUUGUGAUUGGGAUCGCCUACUUCAUCACAAGUUUAAGCUAUGCUAAUUCCUGCUUAAAUCCCUUUCUGUACGCCUUUCUGGAUGACAGUUUCCAGAAAAGUUUCAAGAAAUUGUUGGAAUGCAGGGCAGGGUAG
Carcharodon carcharias (great white shark) is the source of this 996-nucleotide messenger RNA. It is a transcript of the gene npbwr2b, whose product is annotated as neuropeptides B/W receptor 2b. The record is from RefSeq and is a predicted model, not a curated record. Lineage: Eukaryota; Metazoa; Chordata; Chondrichthyes; Lamniformes; Lamnidae. Gene Ontology annotation, molecular function: neuropeptide binding; neuropeptide receptor activity. The transcript has a single exon. The coding region runs from base 1 to 996 and encodes 331 amino acids. Gene Ontology annotation, cellular component: membrane; neuron projection. Gene Ontology annotation, biological process: neuropeptide signaling pathway.